UGCGCCACCAUGCAGGCGGGACUAGGCGAAAAGAAUACGAACUGAGUCGCUUCAUGAGACUUGCAUGCGUCCCCGGCAUCAUCCUGACUUGACAUUUCGGCCUGACAUUUUCACAACCAGGAUCCCCCCCACCGUCGCCGGCUGUCAUCGUCCUCGACGCUGGACCAUAUUAACCCUGAGCAUGCACACGGCACUCAUGCGAUAACCUGCAUGAACGGCUUACUUGUCGAAGCCAUAGACAUUCCUCGAACUCGACCCGCAUCAUGGACUCUCCAAGGCCGGGAGUUGACCUGGAGAAGGAGUUGACAUGCUCGAUCUGCACCGAGGUCCUCUUCCAGCCCUUGACACUGCUGGACUGCCUGCACACCUACUGUGGUUCUUGUCUGAAGGACUGGUUCUCAUGGCAAGCGACGAUAGCUGAAAGCUCACCGAACCCACCACCACCUGGCACGACAGUUGCCACAUGCCCGUCAUGCAGGGCUUCCGUCAGAGAUACGAGGCACAAUGCCACGGUCGCGACGCUGCUGGACAUGUUUCUCACAGCCAACCCGGACAAGACACGCACCGAUGAGGACAAGGCGGAAAUGCUGGAGAAAUACAAGCAGGGCGACGACGUGCUGCCAAGAAUACGAGCCCAGGAGAAAUCUCACGAAGAGAGACGCUUGGAACAACUGGAAAGGCAGAUGCUGGACCAGGCAAGAGAAAUGAGCCUAAGAGCGGAUCUGGGAGUCGAGUCGCCAGGGCCAAGCCAUCAUCGACGCAGAAGAGAGCACCAAAUACGGCAGCAAGAUAGCUCUCAGUCAGACAGAGACAGUAGCCGAGAUUCGAGAACUCGCGAUGCGCGCCACCAUAGCAGAAGAGAUGGAGAGAGGAGACAGCGCGCUGAGUCAAACGGCAACCUACGACCGGCCGAGGAGAGCCGCCGUGGACGAAGCGAAUCACAACACAGGUCACGCGACUCAUCGAGGACGAGGAGGGCCAGGCCGAUUGAGCAUCAAGCAUCUAUAAGGUCACUGCUUAGCUCUUCCAGUGUCGACUCACUGGACAUAGAAAGAGAGAUCGAGGAGUUCGCCCGACAGAUACAGGAAGAGGGACUGCUGGAAGGACUGGACCUCGACAACAUAGACUUGAGCCGGAACGACGAGCUAAGCAAAAGGAUAACGGAAGCCUAUCGAAGAAGGCAAACUCAGAGGGUACGGCAAGAGUCGUCUAGAAGACCGGCCACCAGCGCUCAUUCUAGUCGCACAGAUCUAGCGGCGUUGAGUCCUAGGCCCCUAAAUGUGGAUAGGUCCAGAGCAAGCAGCCGGCAGAGAGCGAAUUCGGAAAACACGAGAACUUCAAGCAUGACAAGCCAGAUCGAUCUGAGGAGCCGACCCCCCAUCACGGCAACACACCUGGAAGUGAGAGGUCCCGAGAGGCGAAGGAGGCGGACAUCUAGCGGUGCGCGAAGUGCAACAGAACCUAUCAGGCCGCGCACUGCGGAUGUAAAGCCGGCGGCAAGGUCGCAAACCGAUCUCACACUGCGGGAUCGGAACCACGAAGUCGAACGUCGGCGCCCUUCCUUUGGAGACAGGAGCUCCAGCAUGCCAACCACCACCCCCGGAAAGCAGGCUACAGUAGGCCUCGGGCUGUCGUUUGGCGAGCGUGCGGCCACGGCGAUAAACACAGCGCCGCCUGCCGAACUUGACAGCGGUACAUCAACGCCUACGGCCAGCAGCACGCGUGUGAAGCAACGCCCGGCCAGCCUGGUUGUGGUGCCUCAAAGCCCACUACCCAGUCUUGGUGCGCCCGUGUCUCCUGUAAGCGGUCAUCACAGAGCCAGGUCACAGUUCUACCAGGAACCAUCGAUCGCAUGUGCCCGCUGCAGUAAGACUCAUAUCGAAUAUGAUCUUCACUACAACUGUGGGAAGUGUAGAAGUGGAAAUUGGAACAUCUGUCUAGACUGCUAUCGACAGGGUAAAGGUUGCUUGCACUGGUUCGGAUUCGGAUAUUCUGCGUGGCACAAGUGGGAAAAGGCUCGCGCAAAUGGACAUCCAGAUCUGGAAAGGCCUCACAUGCUCACGUCGAAUCGGUUCACCCCGCCAAAAGUUUUACCUGGCGGUGCAGAUGGUCGGCGAACGCUGACAACAGAUGACCCUAUGCGAAGACUUCAGAUGGGCGUCUUCUGCUCAGGGUGCUUGGCCUGGGCCAACGGGUGCUACUGGCGCUGUGAGUUAUGUAACGAAGGUGACUGGGGCUUCUGCAACGACUGUGUCAAUCAAGGUCGAGGCUGUACACACGCCCUGCUGCCCUUGACCUACGUAUCACCUUCGGGCAACUCUAAGUUUCCACCUAGCCCUCGCGUGCCCGAUCCACCGCCGUCGGCCAGUCUCUAUACUGGGCCUGACGCAGUCUCCAUGGGCAAUUUCAAGCCCUUGACUUUUACUACAACAUGCAGCGUGUGCCAAACUGCCAUGGCAUCUGCCCAAGAGAGGUUACACUGCUAUACAUGUUCGCAACCUGUUGUAUCAGUUGGCAGUACAGUCGCCGAUACGCACCUGGGAGAGUACGAAAUAUGUGUUGGUUGUUAUCACAAAUUGGAAAAGGAUGGACGCAUAGCUGCGGACAACGGUCAUCUCGGCUGGAGGCGCUGCCUCGAUGGUCAUCGCAUGGUCAUGAUCAAUUUUCAGGUUAGCAACGGCGGAGAACGACGUCAGAUCACGCAAGACCUUGUGGGUGGUUGGGACUUGCACAUGGAGCCAUACAAGUCGCCUACCCCGGGUUUCCAGGUAUGGCAGUGGAGAGGAGCCAGUGGGAUUACCCUUGAGAGGCUGGUGAGCACUGAUGUAGCCGCUGCUUCGCCCCAGGGAGGAUCAUGGACAGAACUUUUUCCUCCUGCAGGCGGCAUGGGUAUGAAGGCCGCGGCUAAAUGGUCAUGGUAUCCUGACGCUGGCUCUAAUGAUGAGCUUAUGUUUCCAAAGGGGGCCGAUAUCAGGGAGGUGGAAGAUGUGAAUGGGGAGUGGUAUUUCGGGACCUACAUGGGGAAGAAGGGUCUAUUCCCGGCUCCAUUUGUACGAGUCACUGAAAGUUGACCCGACAUUCAAGACCUGCUGAAAAAGGGGCAGAGAUUGAG
Molecule: messenger RNA, 3112 nt
Organism: Truncatella angustata
Lineage: Eukaryota; Fungi; Ascomycota; Sordariomycetes; Amphisphaeriales; Sporocadaceae
Exons: 2
Coding region: 264-3071 (935 amino acids)
Biological process (GO): protein ubiquitination; ubiquitin-dependent protein catabolic process; mitotic cell cycle checkpoint signaling
Cellular component (GO): nucleus
Molecular function (GO): ubiquitin-protein transferase activity; protein binding; metal ion binding
Source: RefSeq, a predicted model, not a curated record